GACAGAUGACGUUUAAGUGACAGUUGACAUUUACUUGACAGUGACGUGCAAAGUGACAUGGAUAACUGAUACGAGGUUUCUUCGGGCGUUUCUAUUUUUUCUUUUUUAGAGACCUUUAUAUUUACUGUGGUUUCUAUAACCUAUACUAUGAGCAGUGCAGUAUUGCGGAUGCCCUGGCUGGCUUACCAGAAAAUAUUCAACAAAACCAUUGCAUCGCAAACACGAUUACUGAGUUCUGUCAAUGCAGUAAAGAAAGAUGAUGUUCAAACAAUCACUACAGUGGAUAAGUCAGAUGUAGAAUUCUUUUCGAAUCAAAUGAAUCACUGGUGGGAAUUAGAUGGACCCCUGAAGGCGCUGCAUUCGAUGAAUUUGAUUCGAAUUCCCUUUGUCAGAGAUGGUCUUGUACAGUGCUCACCAGCUGAAAGAAAUCUCAGUCCACUGAAAGAUAAGAAAAUAUUGGACGUCGGCUGCGGCGGUGGCAUUUUAUCUGAGGGUUUAGCAAGGUUGGGCGCAACAGUAACUGGUAUUGACGCGAGUAAAGAUCUGAUAGCUGUCGCCGAGGCACACAAGGUCUUAGACCCCAGGAUAGAGAAUAAUAAGCCUACUUACUAUAACAUAACAAUAGAGGAUCACGUAUCUAAAUAUAGCAACUAUUAUGACGCAGUAGUAGCUUCAGAAGUGAUAGAACAUGUGAACAAUCAAGAGCUAUUUGUGAAGAGCUGCGUGCAGGCUCUCAAACCCGGCGGUCGAAUAUUCUUCACAACUCCGAACCGUACCAGAUUGUCCCAACUUCUCGUAAUAUACUUAGCGGAGAAUGUAUUGAAAUUGCUGGAGAAAGGAUCACAUCAGUACGAAAAGUUUAUAACGCCGAAUGAACUCACGUUUUUGUUGGAAAGAAAUAACUGUCACGUGGAAUCAGUCUACGGCAUCCUAUAUCACUUUCUGGCAAACAGUUGGGAAUUCGUCCGUGCACAAUCAUUAAUGUACGCGAUGCAGGCCGUCAAAUUAAAUUAACUUGUGCAUUCAUUCGUAUCGAAAUUGGCUGAUAAAAAAAACGGUUAAUGGUUAACGGGUUUACUUUAAUAACAUUUGCCGUAAAUCCCAUGAUCAAAUUUACUUAGAAAACUUCUAAAACGUUUAAUAAUAAUACAAGAGACAUCGUUUGAUUAAUGUCUGCAGGGAUGAACGCAAUGCAAUGAUGUUAUUUGUCCUGUUUUUUUUUUACUGUUUGUAUACAGUUUUGACACUAUGAUGUAAACAAAUUAAAUGUCAUUCACUUAAAAAAUAACCAAAAUAGAUGAAAAUAUGAGUCUACUAGUAGGUACAAUACAAACAAAUACGCUUUAAAUAUGCUCGUGAAAUUGUUGUAGGUAAGGAUCACCAUAGGAUAGUGUUACGGUACAUUAUAAGGUUCUCUAAAAAUGAA
Messenger RNA from Manduca sexta (tobacco hornworm), 1426 nucleotides. RefSeq names its product ubiquinone biosynthesis O-methyltransferase, mitochondrial. The transcript has 7 exons. Lineage: Eukaryota; Metazoa; Arthropoda; Insecta; Lepidoptera; Sphingidae. Gene Ontology annotation, biological process: ubiquinone biosynthetic process. The record is from RefSeq and is a predicted model, not a curated record. Gene Ontology annotation, molecular function: 2-methoxy-6-polyprenyl-1,4-benzoquinol methyltransferase activity. The coding region runs from base 148 to 1014 and encodes 288 amino acids.